CACGGGAGGCUGGGCCGCAGCCGCAUUGGGCGGGGCGCCGUGCGGUGGUCACGUAGCUCAGAGGUUUCCCGGCGGUGUUUGCGCGCGAGUCGGUUGGUUCCUGUAUCCCUGUCUUCGCCGUCCCUCGCCGUCAUGCCGAUAUUCCUGGUGAACACCAACGUGCCCCGCGCCUCUGUGCCGGACGGGCUCCUCUCCGAUUUCACCCAGCAGCUGGCGCAGGCCACGGGCAAGCCGGCGCAGUACGUCGCGGUGCACGUGGUCCCGGACCAGCUCCUGGCUUUCAGCGGCUCCAGCGAGCCGUGCGCGCUCUGCAGCCUGCACAGCAUCGGCAAGAUGGACGGUGCGCAGAACCGCUCCGACAGCAAGCUGCAGUGACGCCUGCGCGUUAGC
Molecule: messenger RNA, 390 nt
Organism: Physeter macrocephalus (sperm whale)
Lineage: Eukaryota; Metazoa; Chordata; Mammalia; Artiodactyla; Physeteridae
Product: macrophage migration inhibitory factor-like
Exons: 1
Coding region: 133-375 (80 amino acids)
Molecular function (GO): phenylpyruvate tautomerase activity; cytokine activity
Source: RefSeq, a predicted model, not a curated record